AUGGACCGAUUGCUUGUUGUCUCAAACAGGCUUCCUGUGACAUUAAGUAGAGAAAACGGCGCGUGGACGUACAAGCGGUCUUCGGGAGGGCUGGUUGCCGGUCUUGCUGGCAUGAAAAAAAUGACAUCCUUCAUCUGGAUCGGAUGGCCAGGUUUGUCGCACAUAGACUUGAUUUUUUUAGGCUUUGAAAUCCCAGAAGAAGACCGUGAUCAAAUUGGCGAAACUCUGCUUUCCGAAUACUCGGCAAUUCCUGUAUUUCUCCCCGACGAAAUUUCAAAUCCAUUCUACAACACAUUUGCAAACAGCAUUUUGUGGCCGUUGUUCCAUUAUCUUCCUGUGGACAUGAGCUUUGAUGAAUCUGCAUGGGAGGCAUAUGUGAAGGCAAAUUCUCUCUUUGCUGAUGUAAUUCUUAAAGAAUGCAGGGAUAAUGACUUGGUUUGGAUCCAUGAUUAUCAGCUGAUGACUCUUCCUCGUCUUCUUCGAAUGAAGUUGGACCUUUCCGGCUUCAAAAAUGUAAAAAUUGGGUUUUUCCAUCACAUUCCCUUUCCCUCUUCUGAGGUGUUCAGAGUCUUGCCUGUUGGUGCUUGCAUUUUGAAGGGAAUCAUAGCAGCCGAUUUGAUUGGCUUUCACACGUAUGAAUAUGGAAGACACUUCCUAUCAAGUUGCAAUCGACUAUUGUCGCUUGCAACAUCGCCAACAAUGGUCAGGGUCAGCGAUGGCCACAUUGCGCGAGUUGGAAUAUAUCCGAUUGGGAUAGAUCCGGAUCCAUUUAUCGACGCACUUGACCUUCCUCCCAUAAAAUCGAUCAUGAAGAAGCUGAAAUUAAAAUACGGAGACCAGAAAAUAAUCUUAGGAGUAGAUAGACUUGACUACAUCAAAGGCAUUCCUCACAAGCUUCUUGGAUUUGAAAUCUUUUUGCGUAAUUAUCCGCAAUUCCGUGGAAAGGUGGCUGUCCCAACCAGAGAGGAUGUGGAAGAGUAUCGAAAUCUAAUUGCAUAUACAAAUGCAUUGGUCGGACAUAUCAAUGGAAAAUAUGGCUCAAUUGACUACAUGCCGCUACAAUUUAUCAACAAUAGCGUUCCUUUUCAAGAGCUAGCUGCACUUUAUGCAAUUGCCGAUGUGUGUCUCGUCACCUCGAUACGAGAUGGAAUGAAUUUGGUUUCGUAUGAAUUUGUUGCGGCUCAGCCCCAUUCCAAUCCCGGGGUGUUGAUACUUUCCGAGUUUGCCGGUGCGGCUCAAUCCUUCAAUGGCGCGCUAAUAAUCAAUCCAUGGGAUACCAUAGGACUGGCAAAGACAAUUGUCACGGCACUUGAAAUGCCAUUAGAAGCGAGAGAAACUGCACAUCAAUCCUUGUUCCGCUGGGUGACGAAAUACACAUCGGCCUAUUGGGGAAUGGGGUUUAUCUCAGAACUAUCUAGAUGCACCCAAAUAGAAGCCUCGGGAGCAUCAUCUGCUUCAUCAAUCACCAUUGCUCCAUCCUUUAGAGCCAUGGGAACCCAAAAGGAUAUGCAAAUAGCGUUCGUCGACUCUAUCAAAAAACAAAUGUCCCCCCAAAAGAUCCCGAAAAAUCAACUCGAGCUUCUGCUGGUUGAUAAAGGUGGUAAGCUUCUGGAGCAUAGACCCAUUUUGGCAAAAGAAACCCCACGCCCACACAUGAUACAUUUAAUAUCGUCUCUUGCAUCGCUUCCAAACUUUUCAACAUUUAUCAUGUCAGGUGGCGGAAGACCGUUCUCAUUUUUGCUUGACUGGUUCGGCUCUACCGGAGCCGGGCUUGUAGAUUCGGAGGGUGAAUUUUAUCAGCAUCCGCAUGCCUCCCCUAGCAUUUCAAAUCAUGAUGACAAUUGA
This is a messenger RNA of Mitosporidium daphniae, 1845 nucleotides long. RefSeq lists its product as uncharacterized. Gene Ontology annotation, biological process: trehalose biosynthetic process. The record is from RefSeq and is a predicted model, not a curated record. Gene Ontology annotation, molecular function: catalytic activity. The coding region runs from base 1 to 1845 and encodes 614 amino acids. Gene Ontology annotation, cellular component: cytosol; alpha,alpha-trehalose-phosphate synthase complex (UDP-forming). NCBI's taxonomy places the organism in Eukaryota, Fungi, Microsporidia. The transcript is spliced from 5 exons.